This is a messenger RNA of Durusdinium trenchii, 894 nucleotides long. Lineage: Eukaryota; Dinophyceae; Suessiales; Symbiodiniaceae. The record is from the annotation of a GenBank genome assembly.
GAUCUGUGUGUGAUCUGUAUACCCAGUACGAGCUUCCCGCGUCCGAGCCUCUUGGCUCCAAAAGGGCUCGCCGAAAGCUCGCUCGCUGCUUCCACCCGUUCGCGUCGAAGUGAUCGAUGAACGGGCAGAAUAUGCCGUGCUUACUGGCAGCAGAUGGCAAGAUCCCUGCUUACUGCGAGGAGAAAGCGCCCGGGCGGCUGAAGCACCGGAGCCUCCGCCGCAAGCGCCAUGCCUUGCAGCGCAGGCAGUUAACGGAGUUUCGCCCAGAAUUGCCUGGCUUGCUGCUCCUUCUCAUCGACCAGAUCCACACGGUGCCGCGACGCAUCAUGAACGGGAUCGUGCCGCAUCUUCAGGCGAUUUAUGGAGACAAGUGGAUUUUUGAGGCGUUCCACCUUCAGGAACAAGCCCUCGAGACCACUCUUGGUUCAGACUACCGUAGGCCGCUUGAGCAAGAAGUGGUGGAUCCAACGCAGGAGCACUUGCGCCGGAGGCUGCGCUUGCUCUCGGGAACUCUUCACUUGAAGGUGAGGAGGAUCUGGGCUGACGUACGGAGUUCUGAAGACGAGAGGCUGGAGGAGAUUCGAGCCAAGGUGCACAGCACCUUGCAAACGUUUGAGGCUUCCGCCUUGCAGAUUCUACAAACAGAUCGGGGAGCGCGUUCCGAGGAUGAGCUCGAGGAGGUGAUGCCCAGUGCCACAGUCACGGCCGACGUGGAACUGCAGGGCGCCAGGCCUUACGAGGCCACGUAGAACUGCGAAGCUCCUUCCACCGAUGUUAGUGAGCACAUCAGCGAUAGCUAGCUGCUAGCUGGAUGGUUUGUCUUCUUUGGGCUUACAUUGGGAAACUGGAUUUUGGGAGAGAGAGAGAGAGCAUGAACGGUUUGCACGAGCUCGU